AUGGCCCAGCCGAGACUUCGAGGCUGCUGUGAUAGCUGCACCAGAAGCAAGAUCAAAUGCAGUGGUGAAAUGCCUUCUUGCCAGCGAUGUCGGAUGCGAGGCCUGGACUGCGUAUACAGCAAAGCUCGGCGAGCUGGUCGUCCGCGCCUCAAGCCCAAACCAAGCAAAGCAUCAGUCACAUCUUGUGUGAACCGGGAACUACAAAACAAUCUCAUCCGUUGCCACGACCAAUCAGCCAAUGGCCUGCCAUAUCAGGAAACCGAAUCGUUGGUCUCACCAAACCCAGAUAUGCUUCUGUGCUCUCCAGACUCCCAGGACAUCGCAUUAUUGCUGCAUGAUCCUUGGACUUCAACAUCAUGUCCCAGCUCAGACGCCACAAAGCCGCCGAGCGUCUGCGACUUGGAUGGCUUAAUGUUGCAGGAUAUGCUGUUGAAUAACGCUGAAGGAUUUAGCUUGUCGUCUCCUAGGAGUCUGAAACAAGAAUGGACUCAAGGCAACGUUCCCAUUAGCGAUGAAUUAGAAGAUACAUGUCCAGGAUAUGGUGCAACUAGCGAGUAUCUGACCAGCCAUACUUUCUCAAGCCCACCAGGGCCUCACAAAGUCACGAGCCAGGAUACAGACAAAUCGAAUUGCCAUCUCUCAGAAGUCGAUAUGGAGAUCAACUUCAUCAUGGCCACUAUCACGGACAUCGCCAGUCGACCAAUUGAAACAUAUCACCUCGACGAUCACCCAUGCACAACCUCGUGGCCACAGCUACUGAGCAAAGCCCAGAUACUUAUGUAUAUCUCUGGGUCAGGAAACUCAUCUUCUCUACGUCUGGAUGCAGUACUACUAGUCUGUUGGGCAGCCGAGCAGGUGCAGAAGCGAAUUUCGGCAUGUCCAGUCUGUAUAGCUCGAAGCAUGGAACUGUCUAGCAUGCUGGCUUUACUGUACGACUGGAUCUCGUCUCAAAUUGCAGACGCUCUUGAGAAUCCUGCCAUGAUUCAGAACUGUUGUCUGAGAAUCGGCAAUUCGGUCGUGACAGGGCAAAAUGGCCUUAUCGGCACAUAUGAGCUCAUCAAAUACAGAAUCACGAGAGCGAUUCAUAUGAUAGAGAACAUAAACAGCACAGUCUCUACCAUGGGAGAGGGGGAUAAGGGUCAAGUAUAUGGAAUGGCCCGACUUGUGCUCGAAGUGGCUGAGAGUCGAUUAGAAGCCAUCUCGGGAAUGAUAGAUCUUUUGGAAAGCGAGCAGUUCUGCAGUAUAUAG
Messenger RNA from Fusarium subglutinans, 1248 nucleotides. RefSeq lists its product as uncharacterized. Lineage: Eukaryota; Fungi; Ascomycota; Sordariomycetes; Hypocreales; Nectriaceae. Gene Ontology annotation, molecular function: zinc ion binding; sequence-specific DNA binding; DNA-binding transcription factor activity, RNA polymerase II-specific. Gene Ontology annotation, cellular component: nucleus. Gene Ontology annotation, biological process: positive regulation of transcription by RNA polymerase II. The transcript has a single exon. The record is from RefSeq and is a predicted model, not a curated record. The coding region runs from base 1 to 1248 and encodes 415 amino acids.